This is a messenger RNA of Uloborus diversus, 1588 nucleotides long. Its product is annotated as NADH dehydrogenase [ubiquinone] flavoprotein 1, mitochondrial-like. The coding region runs from base 57 to 1481 and encodes 474 amino acids. Gene Ontology annotation, biological process: mitochondrial electron transport, NADH to ubiquinone. Lineage: Eukaryota; Metazoa; Arthropoda; Arachnida; Araneae; Uloboridae. The transcript has 12 exons. Gene Ontology annotation, molecular function: FMN binding; NADH dehydrogenase (ubiquinone) activity; 4 iron, 4 sulfur cluster binding. The record is from RefSeq and is a predicted model, not a curated record.
CUGAAUCUGGAUCUGGCAACAUUACUGUGGUUGCGGAAUUCGAUCAAAACAUCAACAUGGCAUCAAGCAGCAGAAUAUUUGUUGGUGGAGCUUUAAAAGGGAAUUUCAAUUCUAGUCCAAUUAAGACAAUAGUGAGAUGGAAUGCCGCUGCGACAACUGAAGCACCUCAAAAAACAAAGUUUGGACCUCUUAAAGAUCAGGAUCGAAUCUUCACCAAUUUGUAUGGAAGACAUGAUUGGAAGUUGAAAGGUGCUCUUUCAAGAGGUGAUUGGUAUAAAACAAAAGAAAUUCUUGUAAAAGGAGUGGACUGGAUUCUGAAGGAAAUAAAAGAUUCUGGGUUACGUGGUCGAGGAGGUGCUGGUUUUCCAACUGGUAUGAAAUGGGGGUUUAUGAAUAAGCCUAGUGAUGGAAGGCCUAAAUAUUUGGUUGUAAAUGCAGAUGAAGGAGAACCAGGAACUUGCAAAGAUCGAGAAAUCAUGAGGCAUGAUCCUCAUAAAUUAGUUGAAGGUUGUCUUGUAGCUGGAAGGGCUAUGGGUGCAAGAGCUGCAUACAUCUAUAUCCGAGGCGAAUUUUACAAUGAAGCAUCUAAUUUGCAAGUUGCUAUCAAAGAAGCUUAUGAAGCAGGCUUUUUAGGGAAAAAUGCCUGUGGCUCAGGUUACGAUUUUGAUGUGUUUGUGCAUCGUGGUGCUGGAGCAUAUAUUUGUGGAGAAGAGACGGCCCUAAUAGAGUCAUUAGAAGGCAAGCAAGGAAAACCAAGGCUGAAGCCCCCAUUUCCUGCUGAUGUGGGUGUAUUCGGCUGCCCAACAACCGUUGCAAAUGUAGAAACUGUUGCCGUUGCUCCCACUAUUUGUCGAAGGGGUGGUACUUGGUUUGCUUCAUUUGGAAGACCUAGAAAUUCAGGAACAAAGCUUUUCAAUAUCUCUGGACAUGUUAAUAAUCCAUGCACAGUGGAAGAGGAGAUGUCUAUCCCUUUAAAAGAAUUAAUUGAAAGGCAUGCUGGUGGAGUGACUGGUGGAUGGGACAACUUAUUGGGCAUUAUUCCUGGUGGCUCCUCAACACCAGUAAUUCCUAAAAAAGUAUGUGAAGAUGUGCUGAUGGAUUUUGAUGGCCUUGUUGCAGCUCAAACAGCUCUAGGAACUGCAGCUAUUAUUGUGAUGAAUAAACAAACUGAUAUCAUUAAAGCAAUUGCCAGGCUUAUUGAGUUCUACAAACAUGAGAGUUGUGGACAGUGCACUCCUUGCCGUGAAGGUGUCGGAUGGAUGUUUAAAAUUAUGAAUAGAUUUGUGGAAGGAAGUGCUCAGCCGGAGGAAAUCAAUAUGCUGUAUGAAAUCAGUAAGCAAAUUGAAGGUCAUACUAUUUGUGCCCUUGGUGAUGGAGCUGCCUGGCCUGUACAGGGAUUGAUUCGUCAUUUCAGGCCACUCAUAGAAGAGCGUAUGCAAGAUUAUGCAGCUUCUAACAAAAAGAUUCAGUCUUCAAUGUAGAUAUAUUUAUUUUGGUGUAAAAAGAAAUAAUGGACUUAAAAUGUAGUCUCCAGUUCUAAUGUGUAAUAUACGAUGUGAAAAUAAAUGCUGGACUUAUUGUGUAGAAA